CCUUCCCCCCCUCUCCGCGGCCCCAAACUGGACAUAAAAGCGAGUCCCAGCCCUGCCGAGCCCCACGGCCGGGUCGGAGGCUCCCCACUGCAGCCAUGGGGCCGUGUCCUGCUCCCGUCCUCGUCCUCGCUCUCUUCCUGCAGCUGGGGGCCGUGGUGAAUGCGCAGCCCCGGGGACGGAUCCUGGGGGGCUACGAGGCCAGGCCCCACCUGCGGCCGUACAUGGCCUCGCUGCAGCUGGACGGGCAGCACGUCUGCGGGGGCUUCCUCAUCGCCGAGCAGUGGGUGCUGAGCGCCGCGCACUGCACCGAGGGGACGAACGGGAAGCUCUUCCAGGUCCUGCUGGGAGCCCACUCGCUGACCGAGCCGGAGCCCCACAAGCGCCUGUACCGGGUGCGCGCGCAGAUCGCCCACCCCGGCAGCAACAUCCACAACAACAGGGACGACCUCCUGCUGCUCCAGCUGGAGGAGAAAGCGGAGCUGAACGCACACGUGAAGGUGCUGCCAUUCCAGCGGGAGGACAGGGACGUGGAGGCCGACACGCUGUGCGAGGCCGCGGGCUGGGGCACCGUCACCCACAGCGGGCGGCGGCCGGACAAGCUGCAGCAGGUGGAGCGGCCGGUGAUCAGCCGCGAGCUCUGCAACCACCGCACCCGCCACGACCAAACCAUCACCGAGAAGAUGAUGUGCACCGACUCCCGCAAGAAGGACACCUGCAAGGGAGACUCCGGGGGCCCCCUGGUCUGCAACGGCGUGGCCGAAGGGGUGGUGACGGCCGGCUCCCGGGUCUGCGGCAACUACAAGAAGCCCGCCAUCUACACCCGCAUCGCCCCGUACGCCACCUGGAUCGACGGCGUCAUGGCCUCAGCGGCCGGGGACAAGGCCGGGGACGAGGCCGGGGACGAGGCCGCUCGCUGAGCCGGGCUCACGGAGGGACCCGGCUCCACGCCACGGCUUGCUGCUGCCGGCCCGGCCCUCGCUGCUGCGCCGCUGGGCGCUGGGCUCCCCAAGCACCCCCGCACCGCCAGGCCGGGAGGGGGCACAAAAUGGGGCAGGGGGUCCCCAGCCUCCUGCUCGUGAGGCUCAGGGGCUGGCCGGGGGCUGGGCGAUGCCCGGGGAGGGGGGGGGUGCCCAGGCCGCAGGCUUUGCUGAACGCGCCCGUACCGCCCACCGCGACCCUCUGCAAUAAAGCAAUCACUGCUCCUGCC
Messenger RNA from Anas platyrhynchos (mallard), 1207 nucleotides. It is a transcript of the gene CFD, whose product is annotated as complement factor D. The record is from RefSeq and is a predicted model, not a curated record. Gene Ontology annotation, biological process: proteolysis. Gene Ontology annotation, molecular function: serine-type endopeptidase activity. Lineage: Eukaryota; Metazoa; Chordata; Aves; Anseriformes; Anatidae.